CAACUGCAAACCCACAACAACACAAACAACAACAACAGCAGCAUCAUUAUUAUCAGCAGCAUCCAGUACCAUGGAAGCAGAGCCAACAUCCUGCAGGAGGGGAGCAGCCCAGCGCAGGAGCUAAAUCAAAGCGAGGAGGAGGAGGAGGAGGAGGAGGAGCGGAUGGAUGCCAGCCUGGGAUCAGCCACCAGCAGCACCGACAAUAACCCUCCUCCGCCUGGGACCAGCUCCGAGUUUAAUCAUUAUUAUGGGAAUGGAAGAGGAGGGCCUAGCUUUGAUCAACAUGGCGGACAACAAAGCCCAGGGACUGGGGUAAGAGCGGCGCGCUCCGUACUCGGCACUAUGGAUCAGGUCCACAACUCCCACGAAGGCUACAGCAACAACAGCCCGUACAACCACUACCCGAACUACCGGCCUGGGUACGGGAACAGUGGAUACGGCGGCAUGAUGAGCCCGUCACGGCAGGGCAACAACCUGCUGGGCCCCGGCAGCGGCGGCGGAGCCUCGGCCGCUUCUAACCACAGCAAGGCGGCGAUGGCUGCUACCAGUUCCUCGGCUGGAGGCGGCGGCGGGUUUCAGCGGUUCCACGGGCAGGGUCAGCAGCCACAGCCGCAACAGCAGCACCCGUCGGGGGCUACACCGACUUUGAACCAGUUAUUAACGUCUCCGAGCCCGAUGAUGCGGGGUUAUGGAGGUGGAUAUCCAGAUUAUAAUAAUCCCGCACAGCAGCAGCCGAGCAUGGGGCUGGCUAAAGACAUGGGCUCCCAAUACGGCUGGGCUCACGUCUGGGGAGGACAACAGAGAAAUCACCCGACCAUGAGCCCGGGGAAUCCCGGGCAGGGCGGCGGCAGAGCCCAGGUGCCGUCCGUGGACCCAAUGGCGAUGAAACGUUCUCAGCUCUACGGGAUGAGCAGCAACCCCUACUCCCAACAGCAGGAGGUGCCGUACCCCAGUCAGCCCUACAACUCCCCCUCCCCCCACAGAUACCCAAUGGGGAUUCCCAGCAGGGGGCAGAUGGGGAUGGGAGGGCUGCAGUACCCCCUGCAGCAGAUGGGCUCUCAGUACAGCCAGCAGCAGCAGAACAUGGGCAGUUACUGCCAGCCAGGUCAGCCGCCGUAUUUCAGCACACCACAGCAGCAGCCCGCCGCCCCCAGCCAGCCGCCGUACAUGCAGCCCCGCCCACUGCCACAGCAGGAGGUGCCACAGGAGGCGUACGGGGGGCGGGGUCAGUCUGCCGCUAUGACUCCUGGGAAACCAAACCACGAGGAGAUGAGUCUUAGCCAACAGGAGAGACCGUCUAGCCUGCCGGACCUCUCUGGCUCUAUUGAUGAUUUGCCCACCGGCACAGAGGCGGCAGUGAGUUCGGUGGCGUCGGGCUCUGGCAGCGCUCAGGGUGACCAGGGGACUCCGGCCCGUUCUCCAUUCUCCCCACACGUCUCCCCUCGCCUCCCUCCACCCGGUCGCACAGGACCCUCUCCCUCCCCCUCUUCGUCCCCUGCUGGCUCCGGCAGCCAAUCACGACCUGGACCUCUUUCCCCUGCCACCAGCGGACCAGGUUCUCAGAUGACCCCUCAGGUCUCCGUUCCUGUAUCAGAUGUUGGUCCCCAUUCCUCCCAGUCUGCCGUUACUCAGGACAGAGGUUUCCUGCCCUCCAUGCAGCGCAGCAGCUCGGGCUCUCAGUUCGGGGCCCAGCAGUCUGCAUUGUCUAUGGCCCCUCACCCGGUCCCAGGGGGUCCUGUGCACCACAGCUCCUACCAGCAGGCUGGUCACUCCUAUGGCCAGUAUGGACCCCCAGGGAACUACCCUCGGCCUCCCCACUAUGGCGGGACUCCCAGUGCCAACUACAGUGGACCCAGCCCAGGCUCGAACCUGUCCAACAGCCUGGGGUUGAAUGCCAGCAGUCCCAUGCACGGUCAGGGCCCGUCCACCCCAGCAGGCCGUGGCCCCGGGCCCGGGCCCAGUGUGGGUGGGCGACCAUACCCUGCCGGAGGCAGUAGCAUGACCCCCACCUCCCCCAGCAUGCCACAGCCUGCCGGGCAGGGCAUGGGCCCUCCUGGACCCAAUGCCAGCUGCAAGCCACUUGAGAUUGGCCCCAACAGUGGUCCUAGUGCCAGUUCCUCAUCAGGGUCGUCCACGGUAGCUACUCAAAGCAGGCAAGGCAUCUACUCAGGCAUAAUGCCUAUGGGCGCAGUAGGCCCCGGAGGACCUGGAGGACCUUAUAGCCAGCAACCAGGGAGUAACUCUGGGAGGAUGACACCACAGGGACCCCCCUACAGCGCCCCAUCGUCAGGCCCCAUGAUGAUGCCAGCAGAAGGGAUGGGUCCUCAUGCAGACGCCAAGCAAAGGGUGGAGCUGAGCAAAGAGGGUGUCGGUUCUGCAGCAGAACCACCGAAAUCCAAGGACAGCUACAGCUCUCAGUGUGUGUCCCAGCCCCCCACCCCUUGCCCCAUGUCCCCCAGCUCAGCCAGUCUGUCCUCCUGUCACGGGGAGGACAGCGAUAGCAUUAGCAGCCCUGCCUGGCUCAGGACUCCGACCAGCCCUAAGCCCAGUGUGGCCACUAUGACCAACGAGAAGAUCACCCGGCUGUACGAGUUGGGCUCUGAGCCAGAGAGGAAGCUGUGGGUGGACCGAUACCUGUCCUUCAUGGAGGAACGGGGGACGCCCGUCACAAACCUGCCCGCUGUUGGGAAGAAGCCGCUGGACCUGUGCAGGUUGUACCUGGCUGUCCGAGAGAUAGGAGGACUGGCCAUGGUAAAUAAGAAUAAGAAGUGGCGGGAGCUGUCAUCCCUGCUGAACGUGGGGACGUCGAGCAGCUCGGCCAGUUCGCUGAAGAAGCAGUACAUCCAGUACCUGUUCGCCUACGAGUGUAAGAUGGAGCGGGGAGAGGAGCCGCCGCCUGAGGCCAUUGGGCCUGCUGGAGAUGCCAAGAAACCGCAGUCCCUCCAGGCCAGGAUCCAGCCGCCUUCCCCAGUGAACUCGGGCUCCCUGCAGGGCCCAAACACUCCUCAGUCCAGCAGUAACUCCCUAACCGAGGCCCCUGGAGACCUGAAGCCCCCGACCCCUGCUUCCACCCCGCACAGCCACAUGGGCCCCCAGCCUGGAAACAGGAACAUGGGAGGAGUGAGUGUCCAGGACCCGUUCUCUGAGGGCAGCGAUCCAGCUUUCCACAACAAGCGAGGCCCCGGACCCACUGGUGCUCCCUACCAGCAGGGAGGUGGUCCAGCAGAUCCUAUGAGGAUGCAGUAUGAUAGCAACAAAGACCCGUACGGAGGAGCGAGGAAGGGUCCGGGCCCCAGCGAGGCCUUUGGUCCCAGUCAGAUGCCCAGUGGUGGAGCCAUGCAGGAUAUGUACGCCCGGGGGCCACCCUCUGGGCCCCUGACAGGGAUGGGCCCCAGAUCCCAGUACCCCUACGGCCCCGGCUAUGAGCGCAGGCCGGAACAUGUUAUGGGUCCUGAGGGAGGUAUGGCGCCCCCCGGAGGCCAGAACAGCAUGGGCCCAUCUGCAAAUGAAGCUGGCAUGUUUCCCACCAACAGAUAUCCUCACCAGAGACACGGACCCGACAGUUAUGGGCAGCAGUAUCCUCACAGCAUGGCCUACAGUUCCCAUCAGCCCCCGUACCCUCAGCAACAGGGCUACAAGCGUCCGAUGGAGGGGAUGUAUCCGGCAGCAAAGCGUCAUGAAGGUGAGGCAUUCGCCCUGCAGCAGUACGGGUCUCAGCAGCCUGACAUGUUCCCUGCCUAUGGAGGAGGAGGUGGGGGCUACAUGGGCCCCGAGCGCCGGCCCAUCCAGGGCCAGUACUCAUAUCCGUACAACCGAGACCGCCAGGGCCCCCCUCAGCACAGCGUGAUGGGUUCAGGAUCACCGGCAGUAUCCGGAGGUCCUGGGGAGGGGCCACAGGCCAGCAUGUGGCACCCCAGGACAGAUAUGGGCUAUACGUACAGUCGGCAGGGUCAGGGGCCCCCCUACCGAGGGGAUGACCAGGAGGGCAGGGCUCCCCAGGAUGGCCAGUGGCCCCCUGGCCACCCGAGUCAGCGUCAGCCUCCAUACCCCCCCCACUCUUCAGCUGCUCCAGCCUCCAUGCCUCCCCUGCCCUCCAGACAGCCUCCUUCCUCCUUCCAAGCUACACCCACCAUCCCCAACCAUGUGACUCGCUCUCAUAGCCCCUCCUCCUUCCCCCGACCCAUGGGGGGCUCAUUGUCACCCAACAGUGCACCCUACCUGCCAUCCAUGAAGAAACCAGCAGUGCCACAGGGACCACCGCCCACUCAGGGCCUCCCUCUCAUUAACAGAGAGGUCAGCUUUCCCCAUGGCUCUGUGGAGGCCAUGCUCCCUAAACUGAAACCACGACGACGGCUGACCGCCAAGGACACAGGAACCCCAGAGGCGUGGCGGGUGAUGAUGUCACUGAAGUCUGGCCUGUUAGCGGAGAGCACGUGGGCACUGGACACCAUAAACAUCCUGCUGUAUGAUGACAGCACUGUUGGCUCCUUCAGUCUCCCACAGCUGCCAGGCUUCCUGGAGCUCAUUGUGGAGUUUUACCGCCGCUGCCUCAUCCAGAUCUUUGGCAUCCUGGAGGAAUAUGAAGUGGGAACUGAGGGGCAGAGAACCCUGCUGGGGCCCCUCCCUGAGGAGGAGGCAGAGUUAAUGGAGGAUCCACCAGCUGCUGCCUCUGAAUCUGAUGGCCAGAUGGCAUUGGAGCAGAAGCUCCAGAAGUGGUCAGCAGAGGAGGUGGAGGAGACGCUGCUACCACUGCUCACCCCUUCCGAGGAGCAGGUUAAAAAACCCGUCGUCAGAGAAAAAGCGGAGGGGAAGGAAGAGGAGCACCAGGAGUGGGCAGAGCACCACCCCCAGCAGACCAGCAAGUACAACAAGCUGCCAAUCAGGGUGGAGGAGACUGGCAAAGGGUGGGAGGAGGUGGAGGAGUGCUGGGCCAAGCUGAGCCGACCCAACGGCUUCAUCAGCGGUCUCUUGCACUGGAAGGCCGGAGGAGGAGACUCUACCACUCACAUCCUGACACACUUUGAGCCCCGCAGAGGAGGCUCCACCCCCCUGCACCCACCCAAGUGGGAGGAGACGGUGGAGGGAGGAGGGGGUGAGAUGGGUAAGGAGGAGCUGGGCGAAGGAGAAGAGAGAAAACAGCCAGAUGGAGGAGAUGCUGGAAACCAGGAAGAGUUCAGAGGUCAGAGGUCACCGGCUCAAAGUCCCAUCAGCCAGCUGGAGAAUGAGCCUCGCUGCUGGGACGAGGCCCCGCUGUCCACCGCUGAGGUGUGGCAGGAUGCGCUGGCCAAACGUUGCAUCUGCAUCUCCAACAUUGUGCGCGGCCUCUCCUUCGUUCCCGGGAACGAUGCCGUCUUGUCGCAGCACCCUGGCCUGGUGCUAAUCCUGGGCCGGCUGGUGCUGCUGCACCACCACCACCCUCGCCGGAAACGAACUCCGCCCACUUAUCAGCGGGAAGAGGAGCAGGGUCUGGCGUGCAGCCGGGAUGAGUGGUGGUGGGAUUGCCUGGCAGCGCUCAGGGAGAACACGCUUGUGACGCUGGCCAACAUAUCAGGCCAGCUGGACCUGUCACUGUACCCAGAAAGCAUCUGCCUGCCCAUCCUGGACGGGCUGCUGCACUGGAUGGUGUGCCCGUCCGCUGAGGCGCAGGACCCGUUCUCCGCGGCAGGUGGCUUCUCGUCGCUCACACCGCAGAGGCUCGUGUUGGAAUGCCUGUGCAAGUUGAGCAUCAAGGACUGCAACGUGGACUUGCUGCUCGCCACACCGCCCUUCACUCGUCAGCAGAAACUCUUCUGCACACUGGUGCGCCUGGUGGGUGAAAGGAAGAGCCAGGUGUGCCGGGAGAUGGCGGUGGCUGUGCUGUCCAACCUGGCGCAGGGCGACCCGACAGCGGCAAGGGCGGUCGCCCUGGAGAAGGGCAGCGUAGGGACUCUGAUCGGCUUCCUGGAGGACUGUGUGACCAUGGCCCAGUACCAGCAGAACCCGCAUAGCCUGUUGCAUGCCAACGCACAGCCGGAGCCACCCAGCAUCAACAUGAUGUGCCGUGCCGCCAAGGCGCUGCUGGCCAUGGCACAGGUGGAGGAGAAUCGGACGGAGUUUGUUCUGUACGAGAGCCGGCUGCUCGACAUCUCGCUGUCGACUGCACUCAAUUCCUCUGUGGCGGCCAUCAUGUGUGAAGUACUGUUUAAAAUCGGCCAUUCGUGACACAAACACUGUCACGGGGCAUGCUCAGUGGCAUUGUAAGCAGCUCUGCCUGUGUGACAAACUGGCUUCUAUUAUAUUUUUAUUUAAGAACAGAAAAGAAAUGUUUUUACGUACAAAUGAAUAUAUAUAGAAUCUAUAAAGCUCCGACUCCAUCCGCAAAUGUUUGUUUCGGAUUUUUAAAUAAUUUUAAUACAAAAUAUUUAAUACUUGUAUUUUUAAUUUUCUAUUUGUUUUGUCAGUAUGUUGUUUUGUUUGAACCAAAGUGUGACGGUGGCUCGGGUUCUGACUCUCUUCAAUGUUUUUAAAACAGACGUGGUCCUUCCUUUCUGUUUGCAGGGGCUGUUUUUUGGGGGUGGGGUUAGUUAGAUUUUGGGGACAGGAUUAUUUAAAUAGUGUUGUAGAUAGGUCUUUCUUUUCUCACGUGGUAUGACAGAGGAAACACUGAUGUUCAGUCAUGUACUUUGUUCUGGUGCAAUACGUUUGGGUGUUUUGUUUUUUUUAAUGUGAAUUAUUUGACCAUCUGCCGUUUGACCAUCAGUAUUUUUGCCAAACCACAGCAGUAUCAGCCAAUGGGUUUUUAAGAAUUUUUUAUGUCUCCUCCACCAAUCAGAUCCCUCCACUAUCAUCAUCCUUCUGUAAAUAGUCAACGUACAUUGAGCUCCAGCAGAUGGCAUCCUGACUCUGUUGCUGAAUUUAUAAUCACAACUCUGAACACUUGAGUUUCUGUAUUUAAGGGGAAAAAAAAAAUCAGCUUCAGGAUGUUUUAUGAGGUCUGAUCUGGGAGGGUGUUUGAUUUGAGAGACUGUAUGUACAGAAGGUCAUGGGGUUGGGUGGGGUGGGGCAGGGCAGGCAGGACUGUACUUAUCAUGUUGCUGACAUCAAAAACAGUUAUAAGAAAUGUAAAGAGAGGAAAAAAAAGAAAAUCUCUACAUCCAGAACGUCUCCUGUUUGAUUUGACAGACACUGUUUCUUCAGUAUGAGAUCUUUAUAUGUUCCACAAUGUGUGAAAGAAUAAAUGUACAUGAACUCUUGUUGAGCACUGUGAACACAGCUCUGGGCUGGUUUACUUUGGUCUUAAUAUGGAUUUUAAUUUGGUAUUGACUUCCAUAUA
Archocentrus centrarchus (flier cichlid) is the source of this 7312-nucleotide messenger RNA. It is a transcript of the gene arid1b, whose product is annotated as AT-rich interactive domain 1B. NCBI's taxonomy places the organism in Eukaryota, Metazoa, Chordata, Actinopteri, Cichliformes, Cichlidae. Gene Ontology annotation, biological process: positive regulation of DNA-templated transcription; chromatin remodeling; regulation of transcription by RNA polymerase II. Gene Ontology annotation, cellular component: SWI/SNF complex; nBAF complex; brahma complex. The record is from RefSeq and is a predicted model, not a curated record. Gene Ontology annotation, molecular function: DNA binding; nucleosome binding.